This is a messenger RNA of Eupeodes corollae, 1372 nucleotides long. RefSeq names its product carboxypeptidase B. The transcript is spliced from 3 exons. Gene Ontology annotation, molecular function: zinc ion binding; metallocarboxypeptidase activity. Gene Ontology annotation, biological process: proteolysis. The record is from RefSeq and is a predicted model, not a curated record. Bases 173 to 1324 code for a protein of 383 amino acids. Lineage: Eukaryota; Metazoa; Arthropoda; Insecta; Diptera; Syrphidae.
ACAGUCUCGUUUUAUCGUAGUCAGCGAUUGGAGUUUGUCAAACAAAAUUCGAUACGUUUUUUUUUUUUUGGUUGCAAAAUUUCAAAUCCUAGUGAAAAAAUUCUACCUGAAUCUAUAACAAUUACAUACUUCAGAAAAUCACGAAAGUGAAAAUGGAAAGAUAAUAACGAAGAUGUCGAGUAGUUACUAUAAUAAGCCUGAUGUAACAACGAGUUACCUUCGACAUAAAGAGAUUAACGACUAUCUAGACUAUUUGAGGCAUCGUUAUGCGGACGUUGUAAAAGUCUACAAUAUCGGACGUUCCUAUGAAGGACGUCUGAUAAAAGCCAUUCAAAUUGAUUGGCACAAACGCUACCAUCAUCGACGCCAUCACCGUCAUUCAAAACUUCCACUGACCAUGACCGAUGGAAGUGGUAACACAAAUGUAAGUGUUCCCAAGAAAAAUGUGGUUUUCAUUGAGGCUGGCACUCAUGCCAGAGAAUGGAUGACAAUUGCUGUAGCCCUCAAAUGCAUACAACAGUUAACAGAGAAACACAAUCGGCAUCGAAAAAUUCUCGAAAAACUUCGAUUUUUUAUCAUUCCAUUGGUAAAUCCCGAUGGAUAUGAAUACACCUACAAUAAGAAUCGCAUGUGGAGAAAGAAUCGUCGACCACACAGUAUUUUGCAAAGUAUCGGAACGGAUUGUAAUAGGAACUUUGAUUUCCAUUGGGAGAAUGGAUCAACGAAAGCAAGUCGAAGCACAUACAAAGGAGAGAAACCAUUUUCGGAACCCGAGACUUGUGCCCUGAGGAAUAUCAUGGAGAAGUUGCAACCACAUUUGUUACUAUUUUUUUCGUUGCACUCAUAUGGACAGGCCAUCAUGUACCCUUGGGGAUAUACUAAAGAAUUACCAAUUUCAUGGAAGGAACACCAACAACUAGCCGAGUGUGGCAAGAAGGCAAUUAAAAAAGUGUCAGGACGAGUAUACCGAUGUGGCAGUAUAUCAGGCAUUCGAAAACAUAUUUAUUCAGGAUCGAUUGUUGACUAUGCCUUUGGAAUUGUUAAAGUUCCAUUUGCUUUAGUUAUGGAGCUGCCAUCGAAUGAAUUGGGCUUUCAACCAUCUCCUGUUCAUAUUCGCCCGAUUGGUCAUGAAAGCUGGAUUGGCAUAAGAGCAAUGUGCCAGAAAGCAUUAGAUAUUUCUGUUGUAUCGAUUUUAAGUCAUGAGGGAAAUCAGAAUCAAAACCAAAAUCAAGAUCAAGUGGAAUCGGAUGUGGUUACUGAAGUCACUCCGCCGCCGCCGCCGCCGACAUUAGCGACAACGGUUACGUCGACGGUGAUGGAUUAAAACAAAAUCAUGAAUAAAAGUUAAAAGCAAAUAUUUCGUAAAGUUAAA